AUGUCCUCCAACGACCAUCGUACCGCUAUAGAUAGAACAGCAAAUCACUCGGUACGAUCAUGGCUUCGUUCGCUGCUCCGCAGACCGUCAGACCACCAUGCCGACUUGGAAGAAGCUGGCCCCUCACCUAACUCGACCACUCCUCCAGCUGGCGCUGACAUGAUCUCGUUUCAUCAUACCAUGGAGGACAUAGACCGCCCUUCCUUCGCUCCACCACCGAGAUCCUUCAGCGGAGGCUCCAGCAACGGUCCGCUGUCCUACGAGGCUGCUGCACGUAGAACAAUCGCCCAACCCAUCGCAACACCUCUAGUAGGUGCAUCCCAUCCACCACCCAGUCUGUCUCCGCAUGCCAGUCUCGCUACGCCACCUAGUCCCAGCGCUUCGCCACCAAAGAGUCCCGGCUUCGGACGUACUCUGUCGAGUAGUGUCAACUCUUUUACCGAUCGAUUACACCAUCAGAGACGUGCAAGCGAGACGUACCGGCGAAUGAAGUCGGGCAGCACAUCGACAGCCGCAGAUCCUCAGCUAGGUGGCCUCUCUCGCAGCGUAUCCAAGACCUCGGACGCACAAGCCCCUCUAGUAGCCUCGCCUCCAGCUCUCUCGGAGGGAGAGGCACAACCUGUCCUUUCAUCAGCUCGCCUGUCCCCUGACAGCCAGUCAUCUUCGAUCAACAACGAUAGACGCAGACUAUCCGCCGCGUCAGACAGCAAACAAUCUGAAGUUUCAACUUCGAGUGUGCGAAGACCUGAACCCAACAGCGCGCACAGUACAAGCAGCACGAGCCUGCCUUCAGUGACCAGUCCUAAUGGCGCAACUGCAACAGAAAAUGAAGCUGCGAGCGAACUCCUCCUCCCCGAGGGUGAGCAAAUGCUCAAGGUCACUCACAAGAAGGUCAAGCCACGCACUUUCAAGCUUGACGCUGACCGUGGCCAGAUCCUUUGGGAGUCAAAGAAGAACAAUCGCGUCAAUCUCGAAUCCAUUCGCGAAGUUCGCUUCGGGCCUUCUGCUGCAUCCUAUCGCACCUCACUCAACAUCUCUUCCGCACAUGAACCACGCUGGAUCACCAUCAUCUAUCAGAACGGCGGCAUCUACAAGGCCCUUCACUUGAUCGCCCUUUCCGAUCCCUCGCUCUCAAGAUGGCGAGCCAGCCUUCUUCACCUUCAAACUCUGCGCAGAGAGCUUACUGGAGCUGCUGGUGCAUCCUCGAGCAUCGAGCAUCGUCGCCAUCUCUGGAUGCGUCAUCACUGGAAAGACGCAGACGAGUCUAAUGAUGAGAAGCUCUCCAUCGAAGAGGUCAUGCUUCUUUGUCGACGUCUCGGCAUCGAAUCCAACAAGGUGCAUCUUCGCCGGUGCUUCAACCUGGCCGACUGGCGCAACCGCGGCUAUCUCGACUUCCAAGACUUUCAGCAUUUCGUCUCGCUGCUCAAGCAGAGAGCGGACGUACAGGCCAUUUUCGCCGCUUGGGCUGAUCAACCAGCCGAAGAGCAGCGCGGAUGCGACCUCUGA
Sporisorium graminicola is the source of this 1506-nucleotide messenger RNA. RefSeq lists its product as uncharacterized. The coding region runs from base 1 to 1506 and encodes 501 amino acids. NCBI's taxonomy places the organism in Eukaryota, Fungi, Basidiomycota, Ustilaginomycetes, Ustilaginales, Ustilaginaceae. Gene Ontology annotation, molecular function: calcium ion binding; phosphatidylinositol-4,5-bisphosphate phospholipase C activity. The record is from RefSeq and is a predicted model, not a curated record. The transcript is spliced from 2 exons. Gene Ontology annotation, biological process: phosphatidylinositol-mediated signaling.